Messenger RNA from Amborella trichopoda, 5235 nucleotides. RefSeq names its product protein kinase family protein / WD-40 repeat family protein (gene VPS15). Gene Ontology annotation, cellular component: nucleus-vacuole junction; late endosome; phosphatidylinositol 3-kinase complex, class III, type II. Gene Ontology annotation, biological process: protein targeting to vacuole; macroautophagy; autophagy of peroxisome. Lineage: Eukaryota; Viridiplantae; Streptophyta; Magnoliopsida; Amborellales; Amborellaceae. Gene Ontology annotation, molecular function: ATP binding; protein serine/threonine kinase activity; protein binding. The record is from RefSeq and is a predicted model, not a curated record.
GAGAUAUGGGAUUUGACUUAGCCUAAAUAUCGAUCCCAAAUUUAAAGGUGGUUUUUGCUCCUCCACACAUGGCUGUGGGGGAUCGCUGUGGGGGAUCGCACAAGUUCUACAAGGUCAUUUCCGAUGCCAUAGCCCUCGUCUGAAGCCAUCAGCUUUCCUAUCGUUCUUUCCUUUCUCUUCAAGCUUGAAGCUAUUUCAAGAUUUCCAGGUUAGCUAACAGGGGAAAUUGCUAGUAGCCGAUUUCCCUGGUUUCAUAGACAUGUUACCAAAAAAGGGUUUAGGCUCUCGCUGUUUCCCAGAGAUUCUCCAAGAAAACAACUUUCUCAGCUACCAAACAGGGCCUUAGAGUUUUAGAGAGAGAUUCGGAGCAGCUCUGCAAUGGGGAAUAAGAUCGCGCGCACCACGCAAGUGUCUGCCUCUGAGUAUUACCUUCAUGAUCUCCCCUCUUCUUAUAACCUGGUUUUGAAGGAGGUUUUGGGGAGAGGUCGGUUCUUCAAGUCAAUUCAGUGCAAGCACGAUGAGGGCCUGGUUCUCGUCAAGGUUUACUUUAAGAGAGGCGACCCACUUGAUCUCAAGGACUAUGAAAGAAGACUUCAUGAGAUUAGGGAAAUAUUUCGAAAUAUUGAGCACUCACAUGUUUGGCCUUUUCAGUAUUGGCUUGAGACAGAUAAAGCGGCAUAUCUUCUUCGCCAAUACUUCUUUAGUAAUCUUCAUGAUCGCCUUAGCACUCGACCGUUCCUGAGUUUGAUAGAGAAGAAAUGGCUUGCUUUCCAGCUACUUUAUGCAGUGAAGCAGAGCCACGACAAUGGAGUUUGUCAUGGUGAUAUUAAGUGUGAAAAUGUUUUGGUGACAUCUUGGAACUGGCUCUACCUUGCUGACUUUGCAUCCUUCAAGCCAACCUAUAUCCCAGAUGAUGAUCCAUCAGAUUUCUCAUUUUUCUUUGACACUGGGGGAAGGAGACGUUGUUAUCUUGCACCAGAGAGGUUCUAUGAACAUGGAGGCGAGAUGCAUGUUACUCCAGAUGCACCUUUAAGGCCUUCUAUGGACAUCUUUUCUUUGGGAUGUGUGAUUGCUGAGCUUUUCCUUGAAGGUCAGCCACUGUUUGAGUUAUCCCAGCUACUUGCCUAUCGGAGAGGACAAUAUGACCCAGCCCCAUACCUGGAAAAGAUAUCAGACUCUGGAAUUCGUAAAAUGAUUCUUCAUAUGAUCCAGUUAGAUUCAGGAUUGCGACUCUCUGCUGAUUCAUACUUGCAGAGCAAUGCAUCCUCUGUCUUCCCUAGUUACUUUUCACCGCUUCUUCAUAAUUUUUUCUCCUGCUUGAUUCCACUUGAUUCUGAUACGAGGGUUUUAGUGACACAGAGCUUUUAUGAUGAGAUACUUAAGAAGAUGAUGCACAGUUUGCCCAGUGGGGAGGUACUUUCUGAAUCAUUCAAAUCCGCGGAUCCAAAGAAUGAAAAUCAAGAUCAGAAACUGGUUUGUUUAGAUGGUAACUCAAGCAAGAAUGACGAAGCAGGGAAAAUAAACUUUGGAAAUUCUAAGAUUCAGUUGGUUGGUGAUGUCACUGCCCUUUUUCGAGAUAUAGAAAAAACUAGUCAUCAUUCUUAUGCCAAACCAACAUUUCAAAAGGUACCAGUUUCUGCCUCUGGUUCUGAUACAAAAAAGAACAACCCAUCUUUACAAAAAGCAGAACAAAAUAGCAAGCAUUCAUCAAUUAAGCUCCAUCCUACCAUUGCCAAUGAUUCUGUUAAGAAGAAUGCAUUCCCUGCUUUUGGGAAGAAGGUUGAGAGUAACCUAGCUUCUCUGAUGACCCAAUAUGAUAGUGAGUCUGAUACUCUUUGUGUGCCAUCUUUGUCCGACAAUCAAAAUGGGGUGGGCUGUGAUGUCAUGGUACUGAUUGCUUCAUUGCUUUGUUCAUGUCUCCGGAGUGUUAAACUGCCACAAUUGAGACGGGCAGCUGUUAUUCUUUUAAAGUCUUCUCAAAUAUAUAUUGAUGAUGAAGAUCGAUUGCAGCAUGUGCUGCCAUUUGUCAUAGCAAUGCUCUCAGACCCAGCAGCUAUUGUUCGGUGUGCUGCUCUCCAAACUUUGUGUGAUAUCUUGCCUUUAGUCCGUGAUUUUCCUCCUAGUGACGCAAAGAUUUUUCCAGAGUAUAUUCUACCUAUGCUCUCAAUGCUUCCUGAUGAUCCGGAGGAAAGUGUUCGAAUUUGUUAUGCCAGCAAUAUAUCCCAGAUUGCCAUAACUAGUUAUAGGUAUCUAAUGCAUUCUCAAAAGUUGGGUGAGGCAGGGGUGCUAGAUAAGCUAAGUUCUCCUCGAAAGGCUUCUGCUCCUGCAAUGAUCGAGUCAUCUGAACAUAUGAAAGAUAAGAGAAGUGAUGCACAACUUGGACAAUUGAGGAAGACUAUAGCAGAAGUUGUUCAAGAGCUAGUCAUGGGACCAAAGCAAACCCCAAACAUUCGAAGAGCACUCUUGCAGGGCAUUGGCUGGCUUUGUUGCUUUUUUGGUCAAAGGCAAAGUAAUGACUUACUUUUACCAAUUCUCCCUGCAUUCCUCAAUGAUCGCGAUGAACAGUUAAGGGCGGUUUUCUAUGAGCAGAUUGUGUUUGUGUGCUUCUUUGUGGGUCAAAGAAGUGUUGAGGAAUAUCUUCUUCCUUAUAUCGAGCAGGCUUUGAGUGAUGGGUUUGAAGCUGUGAUUGUUAAUGCAUUGCAAUGCUUGGCAUUACUUUGCAGGAGGAGAUUUUUGAGAAAGAGAAUUCUUCUUGAAAUGAUUGAGAGGGCUUCCCCACUUUUAUGUUAUCCAAGCGAGUGGGUUAGAAGGUCGGCCAUUAGUUUUGUUGCAGCAUGUAGUGAGUGUCUUGAAGAAGUGGACUCUUAUGUUUAUCUCCCUCCUCUGUUGCGCCCUUUCCUCCGAAGAGAUCCCUCAUCAUUGUCUUCAGAAGCUUCUUUGUCAUCAUGUCUAACGCCUCUGGUCUCUAAACGGGUAUUUCAACAGGUUAUAGAAAAUUCUAGAAAUCCUGACAUGCUUGAUCGGCAAAGGAAGAUUUGGUACCAUUCAGCUUCCUAUCCUAAGAGAGAUGAAGAUCCAAGUGCGUUGAGAAGCUGGGUGGGUAAGCAACCAGACCAACCAGGGAACCGGUCUUUUCUUACUACAACACGACAUGAAAUUGACAACACCUCAAAAAGUUACAUGCACAACACCUCAAAAAGUGCGGCCCACACCAUAGAGAAUCCUGUAAACUCUGAAAAUUUGCAGUUCUCAGGCUUGAGUGCUCCUCAUAUUAGUGGAGGGAACAGUGUCCUCUGUGAUGGGCCUUCUGAGGGGAUACCUCUGUAUUCCUUUUUUGUCGACAAGAGGCCCGAUGUGGGGCCCACAACCACUUCAUCUCAAUGGGGAUCAGUAGGAGUUGGCUCAUCAUCAUCCAUGAUGAGUAAAUCCAUCAUCAGCUUGGCGAGUUCUACUGCCCCAAAACAUGCUUUGGGCUCAUUCUUUAAUGUCAACAACGGCAACAAACAAGUCUAUAAAGUGGUGAGAGAAGGAGAGGGCAGGGAGGCAGACCAGGCUUCCCAUCUAGCUGGGAAAAUCAAAGAUAUAAGCAUUUCAGGCAUGCUUAGAGGUGCCAGCUCAUCGUCACUUGCAUUAUCAGAUGAAGCAAUAGGCCCCGCCUCUUUUGCACGAGCCCAAUCGGUUGCCGACAUCUGGCGGCCUCGUGGCGUCCUUGUGGCCCAUCUCCAAGAGCAUCACUUGGCUGUUAAUGAUAUUGCUGUAUCGAGUGAUCAUAGCUUCUUUGUGAGUGCAUCAGAUGAUUCGACUGUAAAGGUAUGGGAUACACGAAAGCUCGAAAAGGAUAUCUCCUUUAGGUCGAGGCUCACUUACCCACUAGAUGGCAGUCGUGGCUUGUGUGUGACUAUGGUGCGUGGUGGUCCACAAGUUGCCGUUUCAGCAAGUGAUGGUACCAUUCGGGUCUUCUCUGUUGAUUAUGUGUCUCGAGGAUCGGGGAGUAUUGAGAGGUAUUUGGGUAUCUCAGAUGUGGACAAGAGGAAUUCAGGUGAAGGGGCUGUCUCAAGUCUCUUGGAUUUCACCAUGGACCAUAGUAGUGGUCCCAUGCUAUUAUACAGCACUCGGGGGUGUGGGGUUCAUCUAUGGGAUUUGAGAGAUAAUUCCAAUGCUUGGACCUUGCAGGCGGUUCCUGAACAAGGUCAUAUCUCUUCAGUUGUGACUGGGCCGUGUGGGACUUGGUUUGUUUCGGGUUCAUCUAGAGGGGUACUUACUCUGUGGGACUUGAGGUUUCUUAUACCUGUAAAUUCAUGGGAAUACCCUAUUUCUUGUCCUGUGGAGAAAAUGUGUCUUCUUAUCCUCCCUUCGGGUGCUUCAUUGUCUAGUAUGGCAAGGCCAUUGGUGUAUGUUGCGGCUGGUUGUAAUGAGGUUGCUCUUUGGAAUGCGGAGAAUGGGAGCUGCCACGAGGUGUUUCGGCUGGCAAACAACGAAGGCCACACCGAAAUGGCUGAUAUCCCUUGGGCUCUGGCCAGGCCUUCUAGCAAGGCCACUUCUAAACUUGACGCCAAACGCAAUGUGAACCCAAAAUAUAGAGUCAACGAACUGAACGAACCUCCCCCUCGUCUUCCUGGGAUCCGUUCCUUGCUGCCUUUAUCGGGUGGAGACUUAUUGACAGGUGGGACUGACUUCAGGAUUCGCCGUUGGGACCAUUGCAGUCCGGAUCGAAGUUACUGUGUCUGCGGCCCCACAACAAGUAGGAGCACAGGUUGUGAUGAAUAUUAUGACACGAGAUCUAGUUUCGGUGUUCAAGUUGUGCAGGAGACGAGCAAGCGCCCUUCUGCGACCAAGUUGACAUCAAAAGCUCUCCUUACUGCUGCUGCCACCGAUACAGCCGGGUGUCAUCGAGACUCCAUUCUCUCCCUAGCUUCAGUUAAGUUAAACCAGAGGCUCUUGAUAUCAAGCAGUAGAGAUGGUGCUAUCAAGGUCUGGAAGUAGCAAGCAUCACUGAUUAUGAACCCAUUACUAAGGUUAAUUAAUUGUACAUAUUAAUUCAGGAAGGUCCACAUGAUCAAAAUGUAAGUAUCUCGUCCUUUAUCGUGUAUAUAUGCAUUUAAGAAAGCAAAUUUUGCUUUGUAUAUUUAUGAUGUGGGACUUGUGAAAUUCUCAGAUGAAAAUUAGUGGUUUGACCUUUUCUCCGACUGUCUGGAGAAAUUUCCAUAAUUAGCUAGGAACAUACAAUUGCUUUUA